Molecule: messenger RNA, 1639 nt
Organism: Rana temporaria (common frog)
Lineage: Eukaryota; Metazoa; Chordata; Amphibia; Anura; Ranidae
Product: protein ALP1-like
Exons: 2
Coding region: 219-1424 (401 amino acids)
Source: RefSeq, a predicted model, not a curated record
UUUUGGUCCGUUUUUCAUCCGUUUUUUCGAUCCGUUUUUUGAUCCGUUUUUUUUAUUUUUUUGGUUUUAGAACUUUAUUAAUCAUCUUUUCAAGAAUUUUCCCAUGAUUCUUUGUUUCCCCCAGUGUGCAUUGUGCUUUCCUCUUCCUGUAUGUUAACAGCCGGCUGUUUUGUUCCUGAUCCAUUGCUGUAUUUCACUGUACUUUACUGCUGAUUACGAUGGAUUUGGGGAAUUAUUAUCAGAAUGUGACAUCAUUUGUCAUGCUGUACUAUGUGUGGAGAAAAAAAAGCUUGACCAGGAAGAUGUCUGCUAGGGGACGCAGGUACUGGGCACAUCCCAUGCUCCUCAAAAGGCCAAGUGAGGGUUUCUUUGCGCUGCAAUAUGCAGAUUUGCGACGUUACCCUCCUAAAUUUUUUAAUUUCACUAGAAUGACGAUCCCAACGUUUGAUUAUUUGCUUGAAAAGUUACAUCCCAGACUAUACCGGACAAACACAGACAUGCGACUUGCUGUGCCUCCAGAGGAGCGACUUCUCAUUACCCUCAGGUUUCUUGCAUCUGGAGUGUCUUAUACGUCACUAAGCCAUUUUUUUUUAUUGGGAAUAUCAACCAUAUCAGUGAUAGUGCAUGAGACCUGCGAAGCAAUAUGGGAGGAGCUUCGUUCUUCUGCAAUGCCGGUUCCUGAUGCUACCAUGUGGCAGGAAAUUGCGACUGGCUUUUGGAAAAAAACUCAAUUCCCCAAUUGUGUUGGAGCUCUGGAUGGGAAACAUGUCAGAAUCCAGAUGCCACCAGGAUCUGGCUCGCAAUUUUUCAAUUAUAAAAAAUAUUUUUCACUAGUGCUAAUGGCAAUUUGCGACAGUAACUACAAAUUUAUAGCCGUUGAUAUAGGAGCCUAUGGAUCGAAUGCCGACGCAAGAGUAUUUUCAUCAUCAGUAAUGGGGAGAAGAAUACUGGAGGGACACUUUAAUUUCCCAGCAGAUCAACCACUACCAUCAACUGUAGGACCAGAUUUGCCACAUGUUCUAGUUGCUGAUGAGGCAUUUGGACUUUCUCAUCAUCUUUUAAGGCCUUAUGCCAGGCAGAAUUUAACGACCCCAAAGAAAAUUUUCAACUACCGCUUGAGUCGUGCAAGGCGCCUUAUUGAAUGCACCUUUGGCAUUUUGAGCGGCAAAUGGCGCAUAUUUCAUAGCGCUAUACAACUUAGCGUGGAGAAUGCCCAACUGGCAAUCCAAGCCUGCUGUGUCCUCCACAAUGUCAUCCGCGAGAAGGAAGGGAUUUCUGUUGAGGAAGAGGACGAGGUAGACCUACCAUCUGUGCGCUUUUCCGGACUGCGACCCAACAAUUCAGCCAUUACCAUGCGUGACAAUUUUACUAAUUUUUUUAUGUCCCCAGAAGGAGAGGUUCCGUGGCAGUAUCAGUAUGUGUAAAAACAGUCACGAGGAACUUUAUCAUGUGCACCUUGCUAGUAACAUGUUUCGCCCCUUUUAGUUAAUUUGCAUGGUCUUUCUUGUCAUAGUGAAAACGCCAGUUAAUUUCUACAUUUAAGAUUUCUACAAGUGUAUGCUUUCAUGCUUCAAUUGUCAUUAUGUCCCUAUGAUAUAUCAGUUUGUUUCUUUUCACAUAAAAUACCAAAAAAAAAUCA